AUGGACCGUCGUUGGAUGUAUAGUGGUUCUCGAACCACACCUGAAUACUUAGCCGGGGUCAAAGAGUUCUGUAGAAUCGCAGUGCAACACCAAUGGAGUACACUCGUUGAACAAAGGCUAACCAAAGCAAGACCUAUUUUCUGCCCUUGUCGUGAUUGUAACAAUGUGAAGAGGUGGGAAGACAUUAAGAAAAUAGAGGACCAUUUGAUUAUUCGUGGGUUUAUGCCAGACUACAGUAUUUGGUAUUGGCAUGGUGAAAAAUUUCCUCCCGCGGAUAAUUCUUCUAUUAACGACAAUGAAGCUGAUGAGAGAGAGCCGAAUGGUUUUGAUGAUAAUGAAGUGGGUUUUAAUGAUGAUGUUGAGGAAGACAGGAUAAAAGAGAUGAUAGACGGGUUAGGCGAUCAUGUUGAUGAAGAUUCUCAUAUAUAUGAGAAUGUGUCGAAAGCAGUUGAGACACCGUUGUAUCCUGGUUGUUCUAAGUAUUCCAAACUUUCUGGGAUUUUAACUUUAUAUAACUUGAAAGCAAAGAGCGGGUGGACCAACACUAGUUUCACUUUGUUGUUGGAAACCCUCUCUGAUAUGUUUCCAGAAGGAAAUGACAUUCCUAAGUCGACUUACUAUGCGAAGAAGUUGAUGUGUCCAUUGGGUUUAGAGUACACCAAGAUCCAUGCAUGUCCUAAUGAUUGUGUGCUAUACCGAAAGGAGAAUGCAAAAUUGGAUGCUUGCCCAAAGUGUGGUGUGUCACGAUACAAGCGAGAGGGCUUAAAUAAGGAUCCCUUGAAGUGGCCACCAGCUAAGGUAGUAUGGUAUCUUCCUAUAAUACCAAGGUUGAAGCGCCUAUUCUCAAUUAAGGAUGAAGCAAGAAGUUGGUUUGGCAUGAAAAUGAGAGGAAGAAGGAUGGGUUGA
Molecule: messenger RNA, 906 nt
Organism: Chenopodium quinoa (quinoa)
Lineage: Eukaryota; Viridiplantae; Streptophyta; Magnoliopsida; Caryophyllales; Amaranthaceae
Exons: 1
Coding region: 1-906 (301 amino acids)
Source: RefSeq, a predicted model, not a curated record